Molecule: messenger RNA, 492 nt
Organism: Mesoplodon densirostris (Blainville's beaked whale)
Lineage: Eukaryota; Metazoa; Chordata; Mammalia; Artiodactyla; Ziphiidae
Gene: FAM167B
Product: family with sequence similarity 167 member B
Exons: 2
Coding region: 1-492 (163 amino acids)
Source: RefSeq, a predicted model, not a curated record
AUGUCCCUGGAGCCACUGAAAUUCCAGGCAGUGGGUGAAGAAGAUGAGGAGGAUGAAGAAGAAGAGAGCCUGGACUCUGUAAAGGCGCUGACAGCCAAGCUGCAGCUGCAGACACGGCGGCCCUCAUAUCUGGAGUGGACGGCCCAGGUCCAGAGCCAGGCCUGGCGCAGGGCCCAAGCCAGACCCGAGCCCGGGGGACCUGGGACCAUUUGCGGCUUCGACUCAAUGGACUCUGCCCUUGAGUGGCUCCGACGGGAGCUGCGGGAGAUGCAGGCACAGGACCGGCAGCUGGCAGGGCAGCUGCUUCGGCUGCGGGCCCAGCUGCACCGGCUGAAGGUGGACCAAGUCUGUCACCUACACCAAGAGCUGCUGAACGAGGCCGAGCUGGAGCUGGAGCUGGAGCCGGGAGCCGGCCUGGCCCUGGCACCGCCACUGCGGCACCUGGGCCUCACGCGCAUGAACAUCAGCACUCGGCGCUUCACCCUCUGCUGA